Molecule: messenger RNA, 750 nt
Organism: Penicillium vulpinum
Lineage: Eukaryota; Fungi; Ascomycota; Eurotiomycetes; Eurotiales; Aspergillaceae
Product: Chloroperoxidase
Exons: 3
Coding region: 1-750 (249 amino acids)
Molecular function (GO): peroxidase activity
Source: RefSeq, a predicted model, not a curated record
AUGAAGGCAAGCUUGCUGGUUCUUUUCACCCUCGUGGCUAGCUCAUAUGGCUGGGAGCACCGAGGCCAUGAGUUCCGUCCACCACUGCCAGGCGACAGUCGAUCGCCGUGCCCCGGUCUAAACGCCUUGUCCAACCACGGUUGGCUCCCUCGUUCAGGGAAAAACAUUGACCUGCCCGCGUUUCAAUCUGCCAUAGCUGGUGCUUACAACUACGAACCAACAUCUAUGGACGGGUUCUUUCAGCUAGCAUUGAAAUUCAACCUCUCAACCACGGGAAACCAGUCGACCUUCAAUCUCUUUGAUUUGGCAAGACACGACGAGAUCGAGUUUGAUGGGUCACUGUCGCGUAAUGACAUCUACUUUGGUGACAAUGUGCACUUUGACCAUGAUAUCUGGGCGGCAGUCGCUAAGAACCUCAAUCUUUACAAUACUCUGGGCUCCGAGAUAAACCAAUAUGUCACAGUUGAGACAGCGGCUAAGGCUUGCGCAGCACGCGUAGCCGAUGCCAAGAGCAUCAAUCCCAGCUUCAAUUCUUCCGCCAUGCAAGUCAUGGGUAACCCUGGGACAACAGCUCUUUAUUUGGUAACUCUGUGGGAUGAGAACGCAGGUGCUGCGCCAAAGGCUUGGGUACGGGCUUUGUUUGAAGAAGAUCGUAUUCCUUACCUUGAGGGAUACACAGUGCCUAAAAUCCCAAGGACUAUGGACGAUGUCAAUAAAAUGGCAAAGAGGGUGUCGGAAGUAGUGGUUUAG